This is a messenger RNA of Thamnophis sirtalis, 1373 nucleotides long. The record is from RefSeq and is a predicted model, not a curated record. Lineage: Eukaryota; Metazoa; Chordata; Lepidosauria; Squamata; Natricidae.
AUGUACACUGUUUUGUAUUUUGCAGUGUCCAAAUUUAACUACAAUCAGUCGGAGAGCUUGUUCGUCUUGGCCCCCGUGAAAGAUCUCUACCUCGGAUCGGUGAUGAGCGCGAUGGGUCUGGGUUUUCUGCUCUCUAUGCUGUUCUUCAUAGAGCAAAACAUCGUGGCCUCGCUCACCAACGCCCCAGAGAACAGGUUGGUGAAAGGGACGGCUUAUCACUGGGACCUCCUCCUGGUAGCAAUGAUCAACACGGGGCUGUCGAUUGUGAGCGUGAAGGAGACGCGCCUGACCACAUUGGUGGCCAACUCUCUGGUGGGCCUCUCCCUCCUCCUCCUCCCUUUCCCUCUCCAGCUCAUCCCGAAGCCCGUCCUGUACGGGCUCUUCCUUUACAUCGCCUUGACCUCCAUCGACGGGAACCAGCUGUUUGAGAGGGUGGCCCUUCUGCUCAAGGAACAGGUAACUUGCAAAUGUGCCGGCCGCUUGGUCCCUGCAGAACACCGUGCUGUUUCUCUCUCCUUCUCGCUCAGAUACAACCUGCUCCCCAGCAUCAUCGAAGCGAAAUAUUUAGACGCCAUGGACGCCGAACACUAACCGCGCGACCAUAUCCAUCCUGGCGACGUUUUGGUCUUCCGGAUCAGAAAGGGAGCUGCCUGAACGACCGACCCCGAAUCGCUCGUUUGGACGUUGGUUUCCUUCUGCGACCUUCGUUUUCUACUGCACUACAACUCCUACCCAAAUUCCUGACUCCAUUGACCGACCAAGUGCCGCCCCCCCCUCCCCCGUUUUCAGGGUGUGAGGAGGAGGGAGGGGAAGAGGCACAAGCGAGGAGCGAGGAUACCUCUCCCCUCUUUUAUAGACGGAUCGCUAGAAAACGCUCCGGAUCCCUUUUUUUUCGUUGGACAUGAAUUCUAUGCAAAUUUCGGGAGCUUCGUCGUUCGGCCUCUCGUGGUCCUCUGACGUCCGUCGUCUUCUGAACGAGACAUCCUCCCCCCCCUUGUCCUCCCCCGAACAAGGAGGUUGCCGGGAAACACCAAGAUGUCCUCCCCGUGGAAUUUUCACCCUCUCGUUCCAUCGGGGGGGCCGCCUUCGCAUGUGGCGAGGGUGCGGAAGCGCGUUUCGGCGGAACCCAGAACCCCGCCGUAGGAAAACAAGACUUGCUUCGGAAGCUGCUUUCCGUACCGCCGCGGUGACUUGGCCUGGCGGCUUCUCCUCCGACGUGCAUUAUGACUUGAGCCUCCCUCUCUUUGGCCUCGGGUAUCAAGUACUAACUUCCCUGUACAUAAUAUAUAUAGCGGAUCUCGAUUUUCUGUAUAUAUUUUGCAUAUCAAUACCGUAUCCCUGGGUAUCCGAUGCCUGUUUUUUUCCCAGGGACU